Molecule: messenger RNA, 1217 nt
Organism: Ipomoea nil (Japanese morning glory)
Lineage: Eukaryota; Viridiplantae; Streptophyta; Magnoliopsida; Solanales; Convolvulaceae
Exons: 10
Coding region: 54-1019 (321 amino acids)
Source: RefSeq, a predicted model, not a curated record
CCGUAAAAUAGGCCGCGAAGCAAAUAUCUGCGCAAAGAGCUCUAAAACCGUCAAUGGCGUCCUGUAUCUCUACUUCGUCUACUUCUUCAAAUCUCUCUGUAGUUCUUCAAAGCUCAUCUUACAAUCCUCGAUUCAAACCUUCGUUUCCGAUUUCAGUUCCAGUUUUCAGCUCUUCUAAUCACAGAGCGUUGAGGAUGUGUUGCUACGCGGCGGCAAAGCAACAGACCGGGCCGGUGAAGAAGCGAACAAAUUCCAAAACAAAGAAAAACAAGAGGUCCAGUGGUAGUACUGCUCUGGAAGCCGAGGUGAUUGACGAAGAUGUUGAGCUCGAAUUUUACGAAAGAGGGGCGGCAUCUUCCGAACGUUACCACCCGCUGCCGCUGCCGAAACCUCCCGCCGGUUUUGUGCUGGACGAGCAAGGCCGUGUUCUCAUGGUUUCGAACAAACGUAUUGUUACAAUUGUGGAUUCCUCCAAUAAUUUACCCCUAGAGUGUAUCAUAAGGAGGGUAUUCAGAAGUACACAAGGGGUUGAAUGCCUGCUACUCUGCCCUCUUGAUAUGCCUAUUCUGAUCUUGAAGAGUGCGAAUUUUGAGGGGUGGUCAGCUGUCAGUGAUGAAGAAGUUGAAACUAUCCUCCCUACGGCAGCCUAUGCUCUUGCUAAGAUACACAUGCAUCUGGUACAUAGUGGGUUUUGCUAUACUGCACGAGGAGGAUUUUGCUAUACAGAGGGUGACAUAUUUGACCUUUGCACAGAUGAUGGUGACAGCGUGGAGGGUGUGCCAACUGAGGGCGUAGAGAUCACAUGCUUCCAUCUAGAUGGUUCUCACUAUAUGAUUUACACACCUUCGGACCCACUUCUUUUUGUUGCUGUGAAGGACAAGGAUGGUGUAUUUCAAAUUGCUGAAGAUGAACUAUUGGAAGACCCUGCAAUCGUAAGUGCCAUUGAUGAGGAGACAGAAUUCAAUGCUUUAGUGGAAGAAGAGGCUGCUCUUUUUGAGUCACUAUUGGGCGAAAGGUAGCCCUGGAUGAUCCCCUUUUGAAAUGCAUUUGUUUCCUUCUGUUUUGUCUUCUUCGGUAAUCAAAUUCAUAUAUAGUGUAGCUCAAUUUGAAUUUAUUGUUUCUUCACGAUUGUAUAAUUGUAUUUAUUGCCGGACAAUCCCCGCAUUUACAUCACUGGUGAAUGGUGAUUCCGGGUGGAAGAUAAAGACUUGGUGCUA